CCAGCCACGAGCACGAGCUGAUGAAAGUGUGAGGUCUCCGGCAGGCUGCGCUGUGCCCGCGCCUCUCUUCGAACCACCCGGCCUUCCCAAACCCACAUCAGCCGCGGAGCCGUGAGGGCAGAGCGGUUCGGAGUCUUCAGCCAGCCACGAGCGGUUCUGCCAGCGCCGUGGACCAGACGGAGUUCGACGGAAGCGUUUCUCAGUGAGAUCGGCACCAUGGGCGGAUGAGCUCCGCGGAGAGAGCCGCAGACCCAGCUGAAAUACGACUGCAGAGAAGGUGUUAUAAUGGAAUGGAUCUGAAUAUGGGGAAAUGGACAGGCAUGCAGGCUCCUCUCCUCAGCCUGGCUCUUCAGCUCCUCCUGAUUUUAAAGCCAUCAGCCGGCUAUGACCAGAACACCCAUGAAGCUCCUCAGGAUGAAGCCAACUUCAGCUUCACCCAUUCUGUUUACCAUGCAACGGUUUAUGAAAACUCAGCAGCACGCACCUAUGCCAACAGUAAAAUUAAAAUGGGCAUUCACCUUUACAGGAGAUCCUGGGAGACUCGCUACAGAAUCACCUCAGGAGACGAUGAAGGACUUUUCAAGGCAGAGGACUACGUAUUGGGGGACUUCUGUUUUUUGCGCAUAAGGACCAAGGGGGGCAAUGCUGCCAUCUUGAACCGGGAGAUUCAAGACAACUAUGUGUUGACAGUGAAAGCCUAUGUGAAGGGUGAAGCUCUUCUUGAGACCUGGACUAAAGUCAGCAUCCAGGUCUUGGAUAUGAAUGACCUACGUCCCUUAUUCUCACCAACCACAUACUCUGUUACUAUAGCGGAGAGCACUCCCCUCAGGACUAGCAUAGCACAAGUUACUGCCACAGAUGCAGAUAUUGGCUCCAAUGGAGAGUUUUACUUUUUUUUCAAAGAGAAAAUGGAAUUGUUUGCAGUACACCCAACCAGUGGAGUGGUUUAUCUCAGCGGAAAAUUUAAUAUUGAUGAGCAAGACAGAUAUGACUUGGAAAUCCUGGCAGUUGACCGCGGCAUGAAGCUGUAUGGUAACAAUGGUGUUAGCAGCACAGCCAAACUUUUUGUUCAUGUAGAGCGUGUGAACGAGCAUGCUCCAGUCAUAAAUGUGGUCACCAGAAGCCCGUUGAGAUUGGAUAAAAACCUUGUUUAUGCAGUGCUCACUGUUGAAGACCUAGACGAAAAUUCAAAUGGAGAGACUGAUUCUGUAGUUAUUGUAGAUGGGGAUGUUUCAGGACAGUUUUUUGUUGAAAAGUACCAGGAAAGUGAAUUUGCCAUUAAAGCCAUUGAAAUAGUUAACUGGGAAAGUUUCCCAUAUGGCUGUAACCUAACCUUGCAAGCUAAAGACAAAGGAAUCCCACAAAAACUGUCUGCUGCCAAAGUUGUUCAUAUUAUGUUCCCUAAACAGCAGACAAGUGAAUCUAAUUUUGACCACCUGCUGUAUGAGGUUAGCCUCAGUGAAAUUUCCCCACCAGGCACAGUUGUAGGCGCUUUUAAAAUUAGACCAGAACCCGAUGAUGCCGAGUAUAUCCUGAUACCUUCUACAGAUUCUAACUUUUUCAAAAUAAACACCUUAACAGGUGUAAUCUCAACCACUCACUGGUUUACUCGAGUAUCUCAGGAUGUCUUUAACCUUGCUAUAUUGGAAGUUGACAGUAAUCUUACAGCUAAAGUACAAGUAACUAUCGAAGAUUCCAACGACAAUACACCAACAUUUGCCCAAACCUUCUACGAAGUCUUUGUCAAUGAAAGCGUUCCAAUUGGGACCAAUGUUUUAACAGUUUCUGCAUUAGAUGAAGAUAAAGGUGAAAAUGGAUACAUAACUUAUAGCAUUUACAACCUUUAUCCACUACCCUUCAAAAUUAACCAGUUCUCUGGUGUCAUCAGCACCACUAAAGAUUUGGAUUUUGAAUCUUCACCAGAGAUCUUUGUGUUCAUUGUCAGAGCUUCUGACUGGGGGUCACCAUACAGGCGGGAAAGUGAAGUCAAUGUAACAAUCCAUUUAGAAAAUGUUAAUGAUAACCAGCCUUUGUUUGAAAAGGUAGCAUGCAAGGGGGUCAUUUCUGCAGAUUUCCCAGUAAAUGAAGCAAUUACCACAAUAUCUGCAAUUGAUAUAGAUGAGUUAGAGCUUGUAAAAUAUAAAAUAAUAUCAGGGAAUGAGCAGGGGUUCUUUGACCUCAGCCCUGAUUCGGGAGUCCUUGUGUUGCGACGCUCUCUUGCCAUGCUGAGUCCAAAGAACGACAUCUUUAGUUUAAAAAUAACUGCUACAGAUGGUGAAAACUUUUCUGAUCCUAUGUUUGUCAAUAUUUCAGUUGUUCAUGGAAAAUCUCUUCCCAAACAUUUAACAUGUAAAGAAACAAGAGUGGCCCAGAGGUUAGCUGAAAAGUUACUCAGAAAGUCCAAAGCUAGCAUCAAACCUAAAAUUGAAGAAGGUUUUAUUGACUUGUUCUCCAUCAAUCGGCAAACACCCCAGUUUGACCAAUUAUUUCCCACAGACAUAGCAGUGCAAGAAGACCUUAUGGUUGGUUCAAGUGUCUUCAAGGUAAAUGCUUAUGAUGGCGACACUGGUUUUAAUGGGCAGAUUGUGUACUCUAUUUCAGAUGGUAACACUGACAACUGUUUUACCAUUGACAUGCACACUGGCCUUAUCAGUGUUUUUCUGCCUAUGGACAGAGAAAAGAGAGAUCACUAUCUACUUAACCUAACUGUCUAUGACCUUGGCGUUCCACAAAAAACAACUUGGCGUUUACUCUCUGUCCACGUAGAUGAUGCUAAUGAUAAUGCACCGCAGUUUUUACAAGACGGUUAUAGAAUAGUCAUCCCUGAAAACACUGCCAUUGGUACAGAUGUCAUCCAAGUUGAGGCCACCGAUAAAGACUUUGGACCCAAUGGUGAGGUUGUGUACUCACUUUUGACAAGCACCACCCAGUUUGGCAUCAACUCCUCUAAUGGGAUAGUGUAUGUUGCCGGUCAUCUAGAUCGGGAGGCAAUUCCUACUUUCUCCAUCAAGAUUAAGGCUCAAGACAAAGCAGACAAAGCAAAUCAAAAGUUUUCUGUGACCACAUUAAAAAUAAUAUUGGAGGAUGUAAAUGACUGUCCCCCUCUUUUUAUUCCUGGAGUCUACAAGACCAGGGCUCUGGAGGAUCUUCCGGUGGGAACUAUUGUGGCCUGGCUGGAAACCCAGGACCCAGAUCUGGGACUAGGAGGCCAAGUGCGGUACUCUCUGGUUAAUGACCACAGUGGUUGGUUUGAGUUAGACCGGAACAGCGGAGCUAUUCGCCUUGCAAAGGAGCUUGACUAUGAGACCCAGCAGUUCUACAACCUCACUGUGAAGGCCAAAGACAAGGGAAGACCUGUUUCUUUACUCUCUGUCACCUCUGUGGAGCUGGAGGUCAUAGAUGUGAACGAAAAUCUCUACGCUCCAUACUUUUCCCACUUCGCCUUAACAGGGUUAGUUAAAGAGAAUGCUCCUAUUGGAACCACUUUAUUCCAAGUCAGUUCUAAGGAUGACGAUGUUGGUAGAGAUGGAGAAAUCCUCUACUCCAUUCGGGAUGGGAGUGGACUUGGACGGUUUGCCAUAGAUGAAGAUACAGGCAUGAUCUACACCACAGAUUUAUUGGACCGGGAGACCAAAGACUCUUAUUGGCUAACGGUUUAUGCCAGUGACCGUGGUGUGGUCCCUCAGUUUUCUGCUAUCGAGGUGUUCAUUGAGGUGGAGGAUGUAAAUGACAACGCUCCAUUGACCCCUGAGCCAUUGUAUCGGUGCUCAGUGCCUGAGAAUUCUCCCCGAGACGUCUCAGUAAUCCAGAUUCAGGCACAGGACCCUGAUGUGUCACCUCCUAUGGCUGCUGAUUUGCUCAGCUUCCGCAUCAUAAGUGGAAACCCACAGAAUUUCUUCACAAUCAACACUCGCACUGGGUUGAUCACCACAACUUCACGGAAGUUAGAUCGAGAACAACAAACAGAGCACAAUCUUGAGGUGCUGAUUUCAGAUGGGGGUCCGACUCCCAGGAAGAGUACCGUGUGGGUAGUAGCUGUGGUUGUAGAUGAAAAUGACAACAAACCCACAUUUCAUGAAAAGGUGUACCAAGUGAAGCUACCCGAGAGGGAGCGUAGAAAGAAGGCUGAGCCUAUCUAUCGAGUGUUUGCCUAUGACCUUGAUGAUGGACCCAACAGCGACCUCUCCUACAGCAUCGUGGAUGGAAAUGAGGAUGGAAAAUUCUUCAUUGACCCCAAGUCAGCAGUGGUAUCAUCAAGAAAGGCCUUCACCGCUGGAAGCUACGACAUCUUGACUAUCAAAGUGUCAGAUAAUGGCCGUCCCCAGAAGUCGUCAACAACUCGACUUCACAUUGAGUGGAUCCUUCGACCAUCUCCAUCAACUCAACCGUUGCGCUUUGAUGAGCCGUUUUAUAAUUUCACCAUUAUGGAGAAUGAUAAAGUGGCCGAGAUUGUCGGUGUGGUGACUCUGCAACAGAACACGGUCCCAGUGUGGUUUGAUAUUGCAGGUUCCAGGCCUUUCCGUGAGAUGUUCUAUAUUCUACAGAACGCUUGUCUCAGGAACUGUUCCUCUGAAGCAGGUGGGAACAGCGACAGUGUGUUUGACAUCGAGAAAGCUGCAGGGACCAUCGUCAUCGCCAAGCCUUUAGACGCUGAGCAACGUUCCUUCUACAACCUUACAGUUUUGGCCACAGAUGGCACCAACACUGCGUAUACACAGAUCCACAUUACUGUUUUGGACAACAAUGACAAUGAUCCCACCUUCUCCCAACCAGUUUAUGAAGUUACUAUAUCGGAAGAUACCUCACCUGACACAGAGGUGGUCCAGAUACAGGCGUCAGACCGAGACCAGCAUCACCUGCUCACCUAUUCUCUCUACAGCUCUAUAGAUCCAAACAGUAUGCAUCUGUUUCGCAUCCACCCCACGCUCGGCACCAUCUACACCGCUCAGAGGCUUGACCAUGAGGCUUGUGCUCAGCAUGUUCUCACUGUCAUUGUGAAAGACCAAGAGUUUCCAUACAGAAAGGAUCUGGCUCGAGUCCUGAUAGAACUGGAAGACAUAAAUGACCAUGUGCCUGUUUUCACCAGCACUCUGUAUGAAGGCUCAGUCUAUGAGUCGGCUGCUAUGGGAUCAGCUGUGGUGCAGGUUACUGCCCUUGAUAAAGACAAAGGCAGGAAUGCUGAGUUGCACUACUCCAUUGAAGCAGGGAACACUGGGACUGCUUUCACCAUUGAGUCAGUUUUAGGUAUCAUUAGAGUUGCACGUCAACUGGACUUGUCCAGCAUUGGCCAUUAUGUUCUCACUGUUAGAGUCACUGAUAAUGGCGCACCUCCGUUAUCCACAACUACAGUAGUACGCAUUGCUGUCACUUUCUCUGACAAUGCUGGCCCAAAGUUCCCUCAACCCGAAUACCAGACUGAGAUCAAAGAGAAUGCAAUGGUUGGUACCUCUGUCACCACAGUCAGUGCUGUCAGCCAGUCCACGCUCACGUAUGACAUCAAGCAGGGCAAUACUGAACAAGCAUUUCAGAUAAACCAAUACAGUGGAGUCAUCACUACUCGGAAGCCUCUAGACUAUGAAAAGACAACUGCUUAUGUCCUUAUAGUCCAAGCUGCCAACAUGGCCGGCAUGGCCUCCAAUGCUACACUGAUAAUUCAGAUAGUGGAUGAGAAUGACAACCCUCCUGUGUUUCAGCAGUUUCACUAUCAUGGCAGCAUCAGUGAGGUAGCGUCAAUCAACAGUGUGGUCCUGAACUCGGAUAGCUUGCCUCUUGUAAUUAGGGCCACCGAUGCUGACUCCAACCAAAAUGCUCUUUUAGUCUACCAAAUUGUUGAGGACACUGCAAAAAUGUUCUUCACUGUAGACUCGGGAACUGGCUCCAUUAGAACAAUUGCUAAUCUGGAUCAUGAAACUUUUGCCUCCUUCCACUUCCAUGUUCAUGUUAGGGACAACGGUAGGCCACAGUUAACAGCGGAUAGUCCAACUGAGGUAACAAUACAAGUGACUGACUCAAAUGAUUCCCCUCCUCUCUUCACCCAAAGCACUUUUGAAUCAGUUUUGCUAUUCCCUACUUAUGUUGGAGUAGAGGUUUUGCAGGUGUCAGCCAUCGACCCUGACAAUGAUGUUCCUUCAGAACUCACAUACUCUCUGACUGAUGGAGUCUUGGAUAACUUUGCCAUCAAUCCCUCUAAUGGAGUUAUUGUAGUAAAAAACAGCAACUUUUCCAAAGAGAUUUUUCGCUUCAUUGUCAGAGUUUCAGAUGGCAAAUUCUCCAGCACUGCUUUGGUGACUGUAUUUGUCAGAGAAGCUCUGGACUCUGGUCUUAGUUUCAGCCAGAGCAUUUACUUCUCUUCUAUUAAAGAAAAUGUUUCAAAUAUCACCAAAGUGGCUGUGGUCAAUGCUGUGGGAAACCAUCUCAAUGAGCCACUGAAGUAUGCCUUGCUGAACGCUGGAACACUUUUCAGAAUCCGUCCAACAGCUGGUGUCAUCCAAACCACAGGAAUUCCAUUUGACCGUGAAGAACAAGAGUUUUAUGAACUCAUUGUAGAAACAAGAAGGGAGCAUGAUCAUCAGCGUGUGGCCAGAGUUGUGGUAAAAGUUCAAAUCGAGGACGUAAACGAUAAUGCUCCUGUGUUUAUUGGACUUCCUUAUUAUGCAGCUGUUCAAGUAGAAGCUGAACCAGGGUCACCUAUUUUCACUGUCACUGCAGUGGAUGGAGACAAAGGCAUCAAUGGAGAGGUGUCUUAUCAUCUGAAGGAGGACUACGGUCACUUUGAAAUUAAUCAGCAGACAGGGGCCAUCAGACUCAAGAAAUCCUUUGAGUCAGAUUUGUCUAAUGUGGAGUACCAAAUGGUGAUUUACGCCAGAGAUGGUGGGUUUCAUUCCCUCUCAUCCAGCACGGAGUUCCCCAUAACGGUUGUCAACAAAGCCAUGCCUGUCUUUGACAAAUCAUUUUAUUUAGUUGCUGUGAAUGAGGAUGUGGAUGUGCACACACCUAUUCUUAGCAUUAACGCUACCAGUCCUGAAGGUAAAAACAUAAUCUACACCAUUGUUGAUGGGGAUCCGGCCCUUCAGUUUGAUAUCGGGUUUGAUACGGGAGUCAUAAGUGUAAUCCACUCUUUGGACUAUGAAGUAACAUCAUCCUACCGCUUGACCAUCAGAGCUACAGACUUUCUGACUGGCGCUCAUGCCGAGGUUAACGUAAAUGUUUUUGUCCAAGACAUUAAUGAUAACCCUCCUGUCUUCAAGAAAAUGUCCUACAGGGUUGUUUUAUCAGAAACAGCCAUGAUUGGAACUCCAGCACUUCAAGUUGUUGCCACAGAUAAAGACUCAGAAAAGAACAAUAUUGUUCACUAUCAGAUAUUCUCAGAUGUGCAGAACAGCUCAGAUUAUUUCCACAUUGACAGUAGUAGCGGAUUAAUCCUGACCGCACGUAUGCUGGACCAUGAAGUAGUCCACAAGUAUGACUUUGUAGUCAGGGCCACUGAUAAUGGGUUUCCAUCACUGAGUAGUGAAGUCUCAGUGACUGUUGUGUUGACCGACAUGAAUGAUAAUCCUCCAGUUUUCAAUCAACUGCUUUAUGAGGCAUAUGUGAGUGAGUUAGCGCCAAAGGGUCACUUCAUUACCUGUAUUCAAGCCUCAGAUGCUGACAUUUCAGAUUUCGACAAGUUGGAGUACAGCAUUUUAUCAGGAAAUGAAAGGAUGGAUUUUGUGAUGGAAAGAAAAACAGGAAUCAUCAUGUUGUCUAGUCACCGAAAGCAAAGGAUGGAGCCCUCCUACAAUCUCAAUGUUUCAGUGUCCGACGGGGUGUUCACCAGCACUGCACAGGUUCAUGUUAAAGUGUUGGGGGCCAACCUGCACAGUCCAGUAUUUGAACAGAAUGUUUAUGAGGCAGAGUUAAAGGAGAACGCCCCUACUGGAACCAGAGUGGUUCAGGUAAAAGCAAUGGAUGCAGACCCGGGAUUCUUUGGCUACAUCACUUAUUCCUUUGUUAAUGAUGUGGGUAAUGAUCAGUUCAGCAUUGACGCCAAGGGUCAGAUAAGCACCAUAGAAAAGCUUGAUCGUGAAGACCCAUCCAACAAGGACAUUGUUCUUACAGUCUCAGCUCAGGAUUCAGGAGGUCGUGUCUCUUAUUGCACAAUACAACUUACUGUCCUAGAUGAAAAUGAUAAUGCUCCUCGCUUUAUUGCAACAGAGUACAGAGCAUCACUCAAAUAUGAUGUGGCUAAGGGCUUUUUGAUAACACAGAUUCAGGCUCGUGACCCGGACUAUGGCACCAAUGCCAAAGUAACAUUCUCACUUUACAGUGAGGCACAUGUUCCUGUGGCAGACAUUUUGGAAAUCGACCCAGACAGUGGUUGGAUGGUGACAAAAGGCAGCUUCAGCCACUUGAGGAACUCUGUUUUAUCUUUUUUUGUGAAGGCCGUGGAUGGAGGAAAUCCAAUCCGACACUCUUUAGUGCCUGUCUACAUUCAUGUUCUUUCUCCUGAUGCUUUCUUCCCUUUGUUUAGUCAGCCAUAUUACACUUUUAGUGUACCUGAGCACACAGCUUUAGGGUCGGUCAUAGGAACGAUUCAUCUCAACAUUCCUUUUGAAUACGCCUCCUUCUCUGUCAACUUUGCUAUUGUUAAUGGAGAGACUGCUGAAAGCAAUAAAGAUGGAGUUUUUGUAGUGGAAAAUAUGACAGGAGAGAUAAAGCUUGAUAAGCCCUUGGACCAUGAAGUGAUCAAAGGAUUUUACUUCAAAAUCAUUGCCACAGCACUGCAGACUAAGCUGGAUUCUGUGACCUCUGUGGAUGUUGAAGUCAAAGUUUUGGAUCUAAAUGACAACAAACCAGCCUUUGAGGCCAGCUCCUAUGUCACCACCGUUAUGGAGGGAAUGGCCGCCGGAACCAGGAUCAUUCAAGUCCAAGCUCGAGACCCAGACUCUGGAGCCAAUGGCCAAGUAACGUACAGACUGGGAACACCAAUCCAGUCAGAAGAAAAUUCAAAUGCUUUGUCUCGUACCUUUAGCAUUGACAGUAAUACUGGUUGGAUCUUCACAAGCAAGGAACUUGACCAUGAGACCAAUCCAUCCUACACAUUUACAGUGGUGGCCUCAGAUCUUGGAGAGACGCUGACUCUUUCCAGUACCACCACUGUCACAGUGGCUGUAUCAGACAUCAACGACAAUCCUCCCAGGUUCAUGGAGAGCCGCUACAUUUGUUCAGUCCAUGAGAGUAGUCCCCCUGGCGAGGUGGUAGCUGUGCUGAACACCAAAGAUGAUGACAGCUCUGCAGUUAACCGACACGUCAGCUAUCUCAUCACUGGUGGGAAUUAUCGUGGUGUUUUUGCUCUUGGACUGGUCCAAGGAGAAUGGAAGAUGUACGUGAAGAGGCCACUUGAUAGAGAAGAGCACAACCGCUAUACCAUCAAUGUCACAGCUAGCGAUGGACUUUUCAUCUCCCAGACAGUAGUAGAGGUGACAGUCAUAGACGCCAAUGACAACAGCCCUAUCUGUGACCAGGCAAUAUACACUCUUAGCAUACCAGAGAACCUUCCAGUCAACAGUGUGCUCAUGAGGGUUGGAGCUACAGAUGCAGAUGUAGGCAACAAUGCACAGAUCCACUACUCUCUGCAUGGUUCUGGUUCCCCGGAUUUCACCAUGAACUCAGAUACUGGUGAGAUCAAGUUAUCUGUGUCUCUGGACCGGGAGAUGACAGCUAAUUACAGGCUAAUUGCUCAGGCGACUGAUGGUGGAGGGCGUUGGUGCCAGGCUGAGGUGCAUCUGAUAGUGACUGAUGUGAAUGACAACCCGCCCAUUUUCACUCUACCACAGUACACCACCAGUGUGUAUGAAGACACGGCCGUCAAGGCCCUUCUCACUCGUAUACAGGCCAUAGAUCCUGAUGAAGCAGGUCACGGUCGAGUGGUGGUCUAUUCCCUGGCUGACUCUGCUGGAGGAUUUUUCUCUGUUGAUAAGAUCACAGGCAUAGUGGUCCUGGAACACACCCUUGAUCGGGAAGCCCAGCCAACUCAUCAGAUCACAGUUUGUGCAUCUGAUCAAGGUGCACCACUGCCUCUCUUCUCACUCGUUAAUGUCACAAUCACAGUCCUGGACAUCAACGACAACCCACCGGUGUUUGAGCGACGGGAUCAGUUGGCGACAGUACCGGAGGAUGUACGAGUAGGCACUGAGGUUUUGAGAGUUUACGCUGCCAGCAAAGACAUUGGGACCAAUGCAGAGAUCACCUUCAGCAUCAGGUCAGGAAAUGACCACAGGAAGUUCCACAUCCAUCCACUGACUGGCUCCAUUUUAGUAGCCCAGCCUCUGGACUUUGAGACCUGCAGAGACUACUUCCUAACGGUGGAGGCUCGUGAUGGUGGCACACCAACUCUGAGUGCAAUUACCACGGUGAACAUAAACCUAACAGACGUCAACGAUAAUGCACCCAUGUUCAGCCAGGAUGUUUACUCUGCUGUGGUGUCAGAAGAUGCCACUGUUGGAGAGUUUGUCCUCAAGGUGGUAGCAGAAGAUGCUGACAGUCUUCUGAAUGGCGCAAUUCUAUACUCCAUUAUCAGCGGAGACCAGAACAACCAGUUUUUCAUUGACCCAAUAAGUGGUGUCAUCAAAGUUAACAAGCAGCUGGACCGCGAGACAGUUUCUGGCUAUUCCCUGGCAGUCAGAGCACUGGAUACUGGAGUUCCACAAAUGUCCUCCGCCACGCUGGUCAACAUCAAUGUCUCUGACAUCAAUGACAACCCACCUACUUUCUCCCCAAACAACCUCUCUGCCGUCAUACAAGAAAACAAACCUAUUGGCACCAGCAUCCUGCAGCUGUCCGUCGUCGAUCAGGACUCGUCUCACAACGGCCCUCCAUUCUCCUUCAGUAUCCUGUCUGGAAACGAAGGGGGAGAGUUCAUUCUGGAGAGAGGUGGAAUGCUCGUGGCAAAUCAAGUGUUCCGAAGGGAAAUAGCAACCGAAUAUGUCAUUCUGAUUCAGGUGUCUGACUCCGGGAAGCCGCCUUUGUCCUCCUCCUCUGUUCUCACAGUCAGAGUGAUUGAAGAGAGCCUCCAUCGGCCGGUGGCCUUGCCGCUGGAAAUCCAUAUAGUCACUAUGGAGGAUGAGUUUCCUGGUGGUGUGAUUGGUCAGCUGCACGCCACUGACGCUGACCCUUACGAUGCACUGACAUUUGGACAUGCGCUUCCAGCUCAGCACAGUCUAUUUAAGAUCAGUCCCCAUGAUGGAAAGAUCAUCGCUCUUGGUGGGCUGGAUACGGGGGAGUACUUCCUCAACGCUAGCGUUAGCGACAGCCGCUUUGUGGUGCCUGUUCCUAUACGUGUGCAAGUAGAGCAGGUGACGCUGGAGAUGCUGCGGGAUGCCGUGACCGUGCGCUUUGAGAGUGUAGCGCCGCAAGAUUUUGUAGCAUCGUAUCUGAAGAGUGUGUUGAAAGUGAUGCAGCAAGCAGCCACAUCACAACAGCACGAUAAGUUGCACCUGCUCAGCAUCCAGCCGGUUGGUGGGACGCAGCAGCUAGACAUGCUCGUCUCGGUGGAAACGGGUGGAGGCGGCUACUACAAAGCUGCUUACCUCACUCAGAAACUCAGCACAUCUCGGCAGAAGCUGGAGGAGGUGCUCCGCGUGUCAGCCAUCCUGGAUAAGAACUGUUCAGGGCUGGAGUGUCGCGGUGCGCAGUGCGAGCAGAGCAUCAUCCUGGACUCACACAACCUGGCCACAUACAACACUCCGCGGGUCAGUUUCGUCUCCCCUCGCUUCCACCGGACCUCCCGCUGUACAUGUAGUGAUGCCAGCUGUGCCGUCCUGCUAGAACGACAGUGUGAAGAGCAGCUGUGUCCAGCAGACAUGCAGUGCGUUUCACUAGAAGCCACCAGAGGGCGCUAUGUGUGCCAGUGUCCAAGAGGCAAACUGGGAGAGUGUGCAGGACACUCGUCUCUGAGUUUCUCUGGUAAUAGCUACAUCAAGUACAGACUGACUGGCCAGCUGCAGAUGGAGCUGAAGCUCACGCUGAGGAUCAGAACUCUGCAGAGCACAGGCAUCAUCAUGUACAUGCACACCGAGCGCUGCAUCAUUCUCAAGUUGAUGGAAGGGAAGUUGUGGUUCCAACAGUCCUGCGGCCACAGCACAGGGGGGUUCGGUGACACGCCGGACAUGUUGGGCCCUGCUGGUCGUCGUAUCAAUGAUGGCAACUGGCACACUGUGGCACUGGAGCUGAAUCGCAACUUCAGUAGCCUGACUCUGGACGACAGCUACAUUGAGCAGCGCCAUGCACCGUUGAUGAUACAGACAUUCUCUCCAGACAGAACCAUCUACUUUGGUGCUCUGGUGCAACCUCCAAACUCUCGCAGCCUUGUGGUCUCUCAGAAGGACCCGCGGGUGCAUGAGGGAUUUCAAGGAUGCCUGGACUCUGUCACCCUGAAUAACAGAGAGCUGCCUCUGCAAAGCAAACGUUCACCGUAUGCAGAGGUGGUGGAACUGACAGAGCUCAAGCUUGGCUGCAUUCUCUACCCCGACGCCUGCCAACAUCAACCAUGUCGCAAUGGCGCCACCUGCACCAGUUUGCCCUCUGGAGGGUUCACAUGCAACUGUAAUCCCCAGUACACUGGUGGGAGCUGUGAAAUGGAGAUAACGGUGUGUGUUCCCAACCCUUGUCAGAACAAUGGGGUGUGUAAGCCCAUUGGCAACGCAUUCCUCUGCAGCUGCAGGAGAGGCUUCAGGGGUCUGAUUUGUGAGGAAGAUGUGAAUGAAUGUGACCGAAGCAAUCCCGAGGGUCAGUGUGAAAAUGGAGGCACUUGUGUCAACACUCCUGGCUCCUUCUAUUGUAACUGCACGCCAGGCUUUGUGGGUCAGCGCUGCAGCCUUCGGCCCGUCGUUGUUCCUGACAUGCAAGCUGGUCAUGCCGUGGUUGGCAAAGAGGAGCUGAUUGGCAUCACGGGGGUGCUUUUCGUCAUUGCCAUCCUUAUAAUCCUCUUCAUAGCUUUCCGCAAGAAAGUUUUUCAGAAGAACUACUCACGGAGCAACCUGUCUCUGGUCCAGGACCCUGCCACUGCAGCUCUUCUCAACAAGGCCAGCUGUGUCCAGUUUAAGACUCUACACUGCACACCAGGAGACCCCCUUAGCUUGUACUCAGAGCCAUGUAUAGAGCCCACCAUUGUGGGAGGAGUUGGCAUAAUGGGACCUCCGCAGGUUCCUGUGAGGCCCAUGGCAUAUACACCCUGUUUCCAAGGAGAGUCGCUGACCAAACUAGAGAAGAUGUCAGACGAUCAUGUGAUGGAGCAUACAGAGAUGAGCACCUUUCACUCUGAAUCACCAAGAAUCCUCUCUGGAACAACCAGGAGGGGGGUGGUGGUGUGCAGCGUGGCCCCAAACCUGCCACCAGUGUCCCCUUGUCGCUCCGAAUGUGAUUCCAUACACAAGAGUCCUUUGGUCGUUGAUGAAGCUAAAAUGGUCAACGUGGCAGAGGAAGAAACGUGCUUCUCAGGAAGCAACAAAGGCAGUAACUCUGAGGUCCAGUCCCUGAGUUCAUUCCAGUCUGACUCCUGUGACGACAAUGCCUCCAUUGUGACUGUCAUUCGACUGGUCAAUGAUGCAGUCAACACAAUCGAGAGUGAAGUGUCAGUUAUGGAUCGAGGUGAAUCCUACAACAGAGCAUACCACUGGGACACGUCCGACUGGAUGCCGAGCACAAAGCUGUCAGAUGCUGAAGAAGUGGAAAACUACAAGACAGAUCCUGGCAGUGAGACAGCUGGCUUGACCCCUUGUCUUGUAGGAGCCACCCAUGAACUAGAGUCAGACUACUACCUCGGAGGCUAUGAUGUUGAUAGUGACUAUCCAUCUCCUCAUGAAGAAGAAUUUCUAAGCCAAGACCAGAUCCCACCUCCGCUGCCAACUAGCGAGGACUAUCCUGAACACUAUACACCACUGCUUGCUGGUCUGGCAAUGUCCAAAGAGACUGUCCUGAACUCUUGCAGCACAAGACAUCAGCAUGCCAGGCCACACUUCCACCCCAGCCAGUAUCUCCCUUCCCAUCAGCUACCCCAAGCAGAGGUGCCCCAUGGGGAUUCUAGCACUUCAGUGAACCAGUUAUCUCCAGUGAAUGGUGAUGUUGUUGACUCUGUCUCACUAAAUAUGCACCUGUCAGGUGGUACAUCAUCUGCCUCGGACAUAUCAGCCAACUGUGGGCUGGACUCUGAACAUGGCAGCAGUUUUGAAUGUAUAGGUGAGGCUCGUCGAGGGGUGACCAUCACCACUGACUCACAGCAACAAACUGAGGUGUGACUGUCUAAACGGAUGGGUGUAAAAUAGGACCCAACAAUGACUUUAGUAUUUCACACUUCACAGAUCUCAUCGUCUCGUUCAGAAUCACCUUGUGGGUGUUUUGUAGACAUUAAUGGUGGCAAACAGGAGUUUUGAACCCCGAUGUGUAGAUCAGCCAAGUGGUCUUCCAGGUCUUACUGGGAUUUAGAUGCAGUUUGAUAAAAAGAUGAAUAAUUUAAAAACUAAUUCAGAAGAGAUUUAAAUAUAAUAAUGCUAUACAGAGUAUUUGGAAGAAAUAAAAUGUUUUACCAUCCGCUUCGUUUGACAUCAAUGGUGAAUGUAACUUAUAGAACUUAUGAUGAGCAUUGGGGUUAAACUUUACCUCAGACUGGUAUGGCAGGUCAUUAAAAAAAAUAAUUUACAUUUUUGUUCAUGAUUUGUAAAGUUUAUAAUAAAAAUACGUCACACCUCACUGUUCCCAAAUGUAAACCCCAUUUAUUAAAAUGGAUUUUUCUCCUGUAUGCUUUUCUGAAAUCUGACCUCAUGUUUCUCUUAUGUUCACACCGACUCACCUUAAAACUGCUCCACAUUCCUGCACAUAUCCCAGCUUGACAAUAUGGCUUGCAUCAAUUUUUGUAAAUUCUACAUGAAAGCAUCGUCCCGAUGACAGUUUUCAACGUAUCCGCCCUAGAAAUGACUGGUUAUACCCUACAUGUUGCAGCUGGACUCCUGGCAUCCUUUUUCUUGUAAACAUGUUUUUUCUGUUAAUUUUUGUACAGUGUACAUAGCUGGUUGGUAAAAUGCACAUUUUGUAGAUAUGAAAUUGCAGUUCCAAACUGCCUUUAAACUUUUGGUGGACAGUGUGGAGAGUGAAGUAUGAACUUUUGCCAUUGCAUUCUGUUCUGUGGCGAAGAUUAAAAUUGUUUUUACGUUUUUUAAGAUGAAUGCCAUUUCAUGAAUGUAGAUUCCUUGUAAACAGUAUUAAAUCCUGAUGAGCGCAGUAGAAACUUUAAUUUGGUUUUGUUUACACGAUGAGUAUGUUUUUAGGGUAUCGUUUUGUACAUUCUUUUCAUUUUUAUGUUUGUUUUUAUUUGUUGUUUGGGUUUUUGCCAUUUUCAAGGCCAAUCAAUGUGAAUAAAACUGCCACUACUUGACAAAAUUUUAAUAAAAGAUAAAGACAAGA
Molecule: messenger RNA, 15435 nt
Organism: Nothobranchius furzeri (turquoise killifish)
Lineage: Eukaryota; Metazoa; Chordata; Actinopteri; Cyprinodontiformes; Nothobranchiidae
Gene: fat3a
Product: FAT atypical cadherin 3a
Biological process (GO): homophilic cell-cell adhesion
Cellular component (GO): plasma membrane; catenin complex
Molecular function (GO): calcium ion binding; cadherin binding
Source: RefSeq, a predicted model, not a curated record